Molecule: messenger RNA, 1023 nt
Organism: Fonsecaea multimorphosa CBS 102226
Lineage: Eukaryota; Fungi; Ascomycota; Eurotiomycetes; Chaetothyriales; Herpotrichiellaceae
Exons: 2
Coding region: 1-1023 (340 amino acids)
Source: RefSeq, a predicted model, not a curated record
AUGCCGCCUUCAAUCACUGUGGAGCCAAUCCGGGCUUCCAUGCUCCUCGAUGUGGAGGGAGUUGGUGGGCAUCCAAAGGACCUGAAGCCGCAAGGACUACCGCCCGGAAAUUCGACGUUGAAUAUUCAGAUUGAAGGCCUCGACAGGUCAUUUGCUGCUCUGUGGCGGGGCGGGAGUGUCAUUGGGAUUGGGUCGAUUGGCGAAGAGGAGGAGAAUUCACUGAGAAGAAAGAGAUCAUUGAUCUUACAAACUCUUGCCGCAGCACUCCUCAGCUCCCAGGUGCGAGCCAACGCGAGUUCGCCCGCAUUGCCGAAUGUAUACCUAGUGACUCCGCACACUUCUCAAACCAUUCCAAUGCUUCAUGUCCUUCUGGCAACCACCAUCUCUGAUUCCCAAGCCGCGAUCGAGCUUCUCAGAACUGUGCGAGUCUUGCAGUAUUUUGAUCUCGCGGGACUGGCAGAGAGCUUGGCGGAGAUCAGUCAAGAUCUGUUCCGAAGGACUCAUGCAACCGAUGAGCCCGUCGCUGCAGAGGUUGGCAGACACGCUCUACCCAAAGAUAUCGUCGUGAUCCAAGGUCUAGGCGAGACGGUGUCAGCCACGCAUCGUCGGAGUGGCCUCGUUCAAAGCAAUGCGUUGCUAGGGAAUUUGAUGAGGAAUAUUACGCAGAUAUCACGGAUAUCUAAAGAUGUUCUUGUCCUUGUAGAGGUUGCGCUUGAGACUGGGGCGCCCUCCAACCCGCAGUCGUAUCAAGAGGCGGCAAGGGCCAGGAGGGCUCAUGCAACUAUCCAACUAGAGUCGGUCUUUGCUGGGCCUAACGGUGAGACUCUGAGGCUCUACUCCGGGCAUGAGACAUUGGCAAGGACGCUAGAGGCAGACCUCAAUUGCAUCGUUGUAGCACAUGACGGCUUCGGACGAGUCAAAGAGAAGGGGAGACCUAACGAGUCCAGCGAGCAGGUAGUUGAGGUGGUCAAGGAUCGAGUUGGGGACUUGAUGGGUCUUUGGGGCAUUUGGAAAGGAGGAUGA